UGGGCCUCCUCUCUCUCUCCGGCUCCAUUUUCUCCGCCGCCGGGGGCCGGGGUCUCCUGUGGGGGGCCCAGCCGGUACCCCAGGUCUCCCUUCAGGGCCAGGGUGAACCUCCGGGGGAGUCGGGAGGGGGAAAACGGGUGGGGGUUGGGGCGGAGGGACCAGCGGCCCCACCGAGUUUGGGGGGGGAAGUAACCAGGCGGGGGGAGGGGCGGAGCAGGGAGGGGGCCUCAGGGCCCCCCCCCAACUAUGGACGAGCGGCUGCUGGGGCCGCCCCCUCCAGGCGGAGGCCGGGGGGGCCUGGGAUUGGUGGGUGGGGAGCCUGGGGGCCCUGGCGAGCCUCCCGGCGGCGGAGACCCCGGUGGGGGUAGCGGGGGGGUCCCGGGAGGCCGAGGGAAGCAAGACAUCGGGGACAUUCUGCAGCAGAUAAUGACCAUCACCGACCAGAGCCUGGACGAGGCCCAGGCCAAGAAACACGCCCUUAACUGCCACCGCAUGAAGCCUGCUCUCUUUAGUGUCCUGUGUGAAAUCAAGGAGAAAACCGGCCUCAGCAUUCGAAGCUCCCAAGAGGAGGAGCCGGUGGACCCACAGCUGAUGCGCCUGGACAACAUGCUUCUGGCGGAGGGUGUGGCUGGGCCUGAGAAAGGGGGGGGCUCAGCGGCAGCAGCUGCAGCCGCUGCAGCCUCCGGGGGCGGCGUGUCCCCUGACAACUCCAUCGAACACUCCGACUAUCGCAGCAAACUUGCCCAGAUCCGCCACAUCUACCACUCAGAGCUGGAGAAGUAUGAGCAGGCAUGUAACGAGUUCACGACCCACGUCAUGAACCUGCUGAGGGAGCAGAGCCGCACUCGGCCUGUGGCACCCAAGGAGAUGGAGCGCAUGGUGAGCAUCAUCCAUCGGAAGUUCAGCGCCAUCCAGAUGCAGCUCAAGCAGAGCACUUGUGAGGCUGUCAUGAUCCUGCGUUCCCGCUUCUUGGAUGCGAGACGAAAACGCCGCAACUUCAGCAAACAGGCUACUGAGGUCCUCAACGAGUAUUUCUACUCCCACCUGAGUAAUCCAUAUCCUAGUGAGGAGGCUAAGGAGGAGCUUGCCAAGAAGUGUGGAAUCACUGUCUCUCAGGUCUCCAACUGGUUUGGCAACAAGCGGAUUCGCUAUAAGAAAAAUAUUGGAAAGUUCCAAGAGGAGGCAAACAUCUAUGCCGUCAAGACCGCCGUGUCAGUCACCCAGGGAGGCCACAGCCGCACCAGCUCCCCGACACCCCCUUCCUCUGCAGGCUCUGGCGGCUCUUUCAAUCUCUCAGGAUCUGGAGACAUGUUUCUGGGGAUGCCCGGGCUCAACGGAGAUUCCUACUCUGCUUCCCAGGUGGAAUCACUCCGACACUCAAUGGGGCCAGGGGGCUACGGGGAUAACCUUGGGGGAGGCCAGAUGUACAGCCCUCGGGAAAUGAGGGCAAAUGGUGGCUGGCAGGAGGCAGUCACCCCGUCCUCAGUGACCUCUCCCACAGAGGGACCAGGGAGCGUUCACUCUGACACUUCCAACUGAUCUUGCCCCUCAGGGCCACAGGGGUGGGGGCCCACAAGGCAACUCUUGAAGAGGACACAGGCAUCCAGAGGACAAACCCCAGACACAGGAGAAGCACAAGACAGAGAAGGGCCAAUGGAGUCCUCCCUUCCCUGACCAGACUCUCCAGCGCUGGCGGUGCUGACUACGUGGCAGGGAGAAUGGGGGCCCCUGAGGGGAGAGUGGGGUCUCUCUCCCCUUUUCUUUUCAGUCUUUUUUUCCUCUCCCUCUCUCUCACACACAGACCACACACCCAGAAUCCUGUUGUUCAGAUCGCUUUCCCUUUGUUCUACCUGCCAUACUAUAUUCCGUUUCUGUCUCUUUCUCUGGGCUCCCUCACUGCCCCUCCCCACCCCACUUAUCUGCUCUGGAAUCUGUGGAGAAGCCAGCCCUGCCUGACCAGAGAUGCCAAAACUGGGGACACAACUUCUGGACAGAGGACAUGGGCCAUGAACCCUGUGCCUCCCCACCCCCUGCCCCUCCAGAUGGCUUUAUUACCUCAUACGCAGCUCAUCUUAAACCAAUAGAAUCGCUCGGUGGACGAGAGUGUCUGACUCAGAUAUCUACCUCGGAGGGAGUUUCUGCUACUUUAGGGAAUUGUUGACUGGGCUUUGGGGUUGACUGUUUUUUGUUUUUUUUUUAAAGGAAACAAACGAAACCCUGGGAUCCAUUUGUACUUUAUAAAUUUUUUGUUGCUGUUAUCGGUUCUUAAUUUUUAGUUUGGGGAAGUAGAUGUUUUUAUAAAUAUAUUGAUUUUUUUUUUAAUUUCUUGCUUUCCCACGUUAGGGGUGAUAGCCAAAGGGGUCAUAAGAGAAAGGGGAACAAACUUGUAAAGAGGCCCACCUGGCUCCAGUCCUGUCCAUCAGAAAGUGUGUUUAGCAGGGCACCAAGCCUGCCCCCUCCCCCCGAAAUCACUUAUGUGCUCUUUGCUUAUGCAGGCUGCUCUCUGCUGUGUUUGGCGUGGAGGUAGUCAGGGGCUUGCUCUGCUGACGUAUCCCCCUCACCCUACACAUAUGCACGCACGCACGCACGCAACCCUUGGGCAGGGCUGGACUCAGUAGUUUUGAGGAAGUGCCACCUUCCCCUGUGAGUGACAUGUCUUUAAAUCUUCUUUUUAAACUACUAUUUGCAGAUUGGAGGAGGAAGAAUGGGAAAGGGGUUAUUGCCAAAUAUGUUAAAUGUGGGUUGGGGUGCUUGUAUAUGAAUCUCCCUCAAUUUCCCCAGAAAUGAGGCAUUUUUUUUUUUCUCAGUCCAAAAUCAAGAGGGUGGGGAGAGAGAGGAGGGAGGUUGCAAAAAGCCAGGUAUGGGGGAAAGUGAAAUCACCGAUGUCCCAUCCUUGGCCAGAACCCCACCAUCUGAGCCCCUCAAACAUCCUCAGGAUUUUAUACGACUGUCAUAGUGGGGAACCUCUCCUGUCAAAGGUCCAGACAGGACUGGAGGGGAGCAGAUUAGAUGUGUGAUGGGUGGUGGGCGGGAGGCAUGGGCCGGGGGCAGUUCUCUCCUCACUUGUAAACUUGUAGUUUCACAGAAAAAAAAGAAAAAAAAAACAGUUUUAAAUAAAGAAAUUUCUUUUUUCCCUGGG
Messenger RNA from Zalophus californianus (California sea lion), 3139 nucleotides. RefSeq names its product PBX homeobox 2 (gene PBX2). Bases 247 to 1539 code for a protein of 430 amino acids. The transcript is spliced from 9 exons. Lineage: Eukaryota; Metazoa; Chordata; Mammalia; Carnivora; Otariidae. The record is from RefSeq and is a predicted model, not a curated record. Gene Ontology annotation, biological process: embryonic organ development; brain development; animal organ morphogenesis. Gene Ontology annotation, cellular component: nucleus. Gene Ontology annotation, molecular function: RNA polymerase II cis-regulatory region sequence-specific DNA binding; DNA-binding transcription factor activity, RNA polymerase II-specific.